This is a messenger RNA of Ambispora leptoticha, 1107 nucleotides long. The record is from the annotation of a GenBank genome assembly. NCBI's taxonomy places the organism in Eukaryota, Fungi, Glomeromycota, Glomeromycetes, Archaeosporales, Ambisporaceae.
AUGCGUUCAUUAACACGAAGAGCAAUAACACGAUACGUUGUUAAUACACAUUAUCAAAACAUCAUACAUCGUGAAGUUCAAGACUUUAUGUGUCGAUUAUACCAAACUUCAAGCAAACCCACCGAUCCAACCUAUGAUUUACGACUUUGUAUUUUAAAAAUUCUCGUCACGAUAACAUACGGAAGCAGAGCAGAAUUAACGGCGCCAACGUUUAAAAGGUUCUAUAAUGCAUUAGCAGAAUCUUAUGCGAUAGAUACUAAUAGAAAAAUAACCGGCGCAGCUCCCUGGUUAUCAAGAACACCGUCCGUUAACAAACAUAAAUCACGUGAAUUGAAAGUAAGAAAACGGUUAGCUGAUACUGCUAAAGAAUUGGUUACUGAUUUAAACCACCGCGUUACGACGGAAACAGAACGACGAAAUUGCUUUGCUGUUCAUAUUUUGAGGUCAAUAAGAAAAAAUAAUGAUAACAGUAUACGCGAUAUACGCGACAAAAAAAAGAAUGGAAAAUUGAAUUUCAAAUUACCGACAAUCGAAGAAGGAAUUGCACAACAACUUCAUGAAGAAAAUGAUCAUCAGACAUUUGAUGAAUACGAUUCGUUGCACUUAAUUGCGAUGUUUGUGUUUGGAGGAACUGGUGCCACGGCAUGUUACUUUACAGUUCCUCAUGCGACAACAGUCGACGAUGUCUAUAGGGGAUAUCAUAUUCCUGCAAAAAGCACAAUGCUAGUCAACACUAGUCAACUACAUUUCAGUUCAACAAUAUGGGAUAGACCUAAAAGAUUUAUUCCGGAACGAUUUCUGGACACAGAUGGUCAACUAAAACAAUUCAACAAUGACUGGGAAGAUCCUUGGAUCUGGUGUAAAGGUCCACAAGGGUGUAUUGGACAAGAGUUGGCAGAACGAAUGCUGUGUACAAUUGUCGCAUACACCCUCACUUAUUUCACAAUUCAACGGGAAAUCGAUCCAAAAACAAGACAACCAUUCGAAUUGAAUAUGAGAGGCGAAGCAUCUGGUCUCGAUUUAAGUGCUCCUUCUAAUUUUAAACUGAAAUUUGUACCAAGAGAUGGGAUUAAAAUUAAUAAGUUGUUGCGAGUUAAUUUUCGGUAA